UUUUGUAGCAUUUGUCAUUUAAACGGUUGUUUGUUUAACUUUAAUCGAGUCUAAAUGUGUAUAAUUAUCUUGAUAAUUGUGACCUUGUCAUGAGCUGUUCAAUAAAAUCCAAACAAUUAAAAGAAAAGAUUGAGGUUGAUAGAAUAUCAUUUCCAUUGAUUAAAGUAUCACCAUCAUCAUUACAAUCAAAAUCUUUUUUCACCCAUCAUGAAACAUCCCGAAGCCAUUGAACUGGAUGAGGAAACAAUUGCCUAUCGUGGUGAGGGCAAUGUAACUCUUGUCAUCGCUCUUAAAAAUACUGGUAAAGUGUUACGUUUCCCUAAGUAUCCAUUUGAUCAGAUUAUGUGUCGAGCCCAUUUGAAAGCUAAACUGUUACACCACAUAUGGUUUGCUAAGAUGAUUCUCAAGAACUUGAUAAACGAAGCCAUGUUUGAUGAGCCGAAACUUGUUCUCGUUUCUCAGGAAGAUAUUGAGCUGAUCAACAAAUUAUGUAAAAGAUCAAGGCCAAAUUACCGUAUAUUCAAAGUCAUACCAAAUCAAGAAUCUUGGGCCUUACUGUUAAAUGAUUAUUGUUGUAUUCCCAGCCAACCGAAUCUCCUCUCCGAUUUAACUGGUCCUGUGAUAAGCGUUGAAAUCAAACCGAAACAAGGAUUCCCACCAUUACUUUAUCAUUUGGAAGAGGAUAAACCUAUUGAAGCAAGAGUUUGCCGAUUCGCAUUGAAGCAAGCAUUCAAACUUCAAACUAUGCCUUUGAAAGAGGAAAGUCAUUAUUGUCCUCUCGAUCUCUUCUCUGGUUGCCAUUCUCGUAUGAUGAACGCCAUUAAAAAUCUACUUCAAACACCUCAGAAUAAUUUCAGAAUAUUUCGAGACUCUGAGUUAAUCUAUUCGGAUGAUGGUAAUCUAACUGAUCUUGACUCCCUGUUGGUCGGUUUCACUUGCAGUGAUACAACUGAUUUAGAUCAAAGAUCUGAGAAACUUUUAUCAUCUCUUUUAAUCAAAGCUUUAACAUUACCCUUUGAAAAUUCAUCUACCACUCGUCUUGAUGAUCUUAACAUUCUUGAUGAUAAACUUCAUCUAUGUUCCUACCAUGAAUCAGCUGCUUGUGAUCUUCCCUGUCAAGGUAAUCAUAAACUGCGACGAAAAUGUGUUUUAGAGACUGUACUGAAGCUUCAGAAGUUGGAUACUAUUGGCUCCCUGAACGCUUUAACUAUGCUCAACCAUUUGAAACGAACAGCACCUCAAUCAGCUGUACUAUUGGAUAACUAUUCUGACUCGAUGGCAAAAGUGGACGAUUUUUUCCCUCCCUCUUUGGGUUCACCGGAUAAAAGUGAAAUCGAAACUGAAUCUGAAUAUUUAUUUCGUAAAAUUUGGGAAUAUCUGAUCUCCAUGAUCGCCAAAGAUUGUUCCAUAAUGAUUUCCAUGCAAAGGAUAAACUCGAGCGACUUGAAAUCAAGACCACCAUUUCCAUCACCAUUGUUGAUAUCAUCUUCUUCUGAAUCUUCACAAUCUUCCUUUUCAUCAACAGCAUCAACAUCAUAUUUACAAUCUUCGUCUUCGUCAUCAUCAUUGUCAUCGAGUUCCACUUCUUCAUCAAUUUCAUCUUCCCCUUCCUCAUCUCCGAAGUCUUCAAAAUCCUCAUCAACAUCUUCCAAUCUUGAAGAUCAAGAAACAUCGACUGGAAGAUUCAUUAAGGAAUCACAGAAAUGUCACAUUAUCAAAGAUGAUGCCACAGGAACUUAUUACGCCGUCAGCAUUGCGAUUACAGAUCUUGAUCUUAAGAGAACGGGAAAUAUCACAGAGAUUUACAAAAAAGAUCUUAAGUUAAUCGACGCCUUCAAAGAUCAUCUUCGAGAGAGAUGAUCCUUUAAUCUUUUCUAUUUAAAAAAUAUAUAUGAAUAGAUUAAUAUAUGUUGAAGUUGGUGAUGAAGAUUAAUUGCGAGAAAUUAAGACAAUUGAGUAAAUUCACUUCAAUUCAAUCAACUCAAGCUUAGCUUUCUAUUGAUUACACAUCAACUUUUUAAUUGUUACUUUUUUUAUUCACCAACUUUAGCUGUUUGAUUUUUCUGUUAUCAAGAUUGUUACCAAGAAGAAAAGGCAGAAAAUGACAUUUUAAUUAACUAAUCAUCAUGAUUAUCGCAAAAAUUUCAACAAGAAAACGAAAAUAAAUGACAAAUUGUUAGACUUUCAUUGAUUCUGUUGAUACAAAAACAGAAGCCUUUUACUAAAAGAAAAACAAUUUACUUGAUUACCAUUAUCACCACCAUAACAAUUAAGAUGAUUGUUUAUCUCUUUCGUCUGGUAUUUUCCAGAUUGAUUGUUGAUUGAAUGAUCAUGAUUUGCAUGACUAAAAUUCAGUUAAUGAAUCAAUGAAUCAACGAAUGUGAGUUUAUCUUCAAUUAUUGAACAAAAUCUCUCCAAUUAUCACUGAAUGACAUGCUAAUAUUGGUAAUAAUAGUAAUCAUGAUUCGGUGAGGUAAAACUCAAUUAACCCUAGAGGUUGAAUUUAGAUAAUCACGUUAAUUUGUUUAAUUGACGGAAUCAAAUUGUGAAUGGAAAUCAAUUUCUCAUCUAUUUUGCUUUCUUUGUCUUGGUGCUUUUGUUGAUUAGUUAGAUGAUCAAUUUAAUUGUAGUUAAUAUAUUAAUAAUUACCAAAUGAUUUUGUUCAAUAUCAAACGUUUCCCAAUCAUCAUUGUCAAAAUGAAUUGUUAUCUAAUUGUUUCUUUCCAACUGACUCAAACCCAAUGUCCAUUGUUAAUUGUAUUGUAACAAUCAGCAAACAAUCAAUCUUUUUGUAUGGAAACAUAUUUUUUAAUCGAAAUCAUUAUUACCCAAUUUGUUAUCGAUAAUACGAAACAACGACAACAAUCACAAUUUAAUCAUCAGCCUUUUAUAAGGAAAUUGUAUGAGAACUUUUGUUGAAAAAAUCUCGAAAUAGAAAAUUUCACUUAA
Messenger RNA from Panonychus citri (citrus red mite), 2949 nucleotides. It is a transcript of the gene Ipk1, whose product is annotated as inositol-pentakisphosphate 2-kinase-like. Gene Ontology annotation, cellular component: nucleus. NCBI's taxonomy places the organism in Eukaryota, Metazoa, Arthropoda, Arachnida, Trombidiformes, Tetranychidae. The transcript has 7 exons. Gene Ontology annotation, biological process: inositol phosphate biosynthetic process. Bases 208 to 1860 code for a protein of 550 amino acids. Gene Ontology annotation, molecular function: ATP binding; inositol-1,3,4,5,6-pentakisphosphate 2-kinase activity. The record is from RefSeq and is a predicted model, not a curated record.